This is a messenger RNA of Rhineura floridana, 2871 nucleotides long. Its product is annotated as pre-mRNA-processing factor 39-like. The transcript has 14 exons. Bases 16 to 2328 code for a protein of 770 amino acids. Gene Ontology annotation, biological process: RNA processing; mRNA 5'-splice site recognition. The record is from RefSeq and is a predicted model, not a curated record. Gene Ontology annotation, molecular function: protein binding. Lineage: Eukaryota; Metazoa; Chordata; Lepidosauria; Squamata; Rhineuridae. Gene Ontology annotation, cellular component: U2-type prespliceosome; U1 snRNP; commitment complex.
UGUGCUGACUUCUCUAUGGUUGCCCUCACUUUCCCCGCCUCAGGCCUCAGGUUGCCCUUAGCCUGCCGCCAUGCUGCCUUUCUCAUCCGGGUCUCGCGGGUGCGCAAGCGUAGUGCGGCCGAGCGGCAACGAGCGGGGUGGCCCUCAGGAGAAGUUCUCCGCUCUGCGGCCGCGAUAAAGAUGGCGGCGGAAGGGCCCGAGGCACCGGCCAGUCCCAGGGACGAGGGGCUCCCGGGGGUGGAGGCUGCUCUAGGCCCUGACCAAGAUGUGCUUCCUAAGCCAGCAAGCAACGGUGCCCCAAACCCAGAUGAGGCCAUGCCAGCGCAAGAAUGCAACGGGGUUAGCAUGGAAGCCAAUGCUCCGGCCCUGAGACCUGAGCCUGCCAAGGAGGAAGCCCCUCAGCCCUCUGCUCCCGAUGUGGUAAUGCAUGUGGCAAUCAACCCACCCAUGGAGGAGCUCUCCAUCACAUAUCCUCUGGAGUUUGAGCGGUACUGGAGGGCGGCUCAAGAGAACCCGCUUGACUUCACGGCAUGGACUGAACUGCUGCAGUAUGUGGAGCAAGAGAAUCACAUCUAUGCAGCCCGCAAAGCCUUUGACAGCUUCUUUCUGCGGUAUCCUUACUGCUACGGCUACUGGAAGAAGUAUGCGGACAUGGAACGGCGCUUUGACUUCAUCAAGGAGACAGAGGAGGUUUUCCAGCGAGGUCUGCAGUCUAUCCCACUCAGCAUGGACUUGUGGAUCCAUUACAUCUCCUUCCUGCAGUCCACCUUGGAUAUGAACCUUCCAGAUUCAGCUCAGAAGAUCUGUGGUACCUUUGAGUCCGCUGUGGCUGCUGCAGGGGUGGAUUUCCGCUCGGACAAACUUUGGGAGAUGUACGUGGACUGGCAGAGGGAGCAGGGGGACCUGAAGGCCGCUACUUCCAUCUACGACAGAGUGCUUGCCACUCCAACCCAGCUGUACAGCCACCACUGGGAAAAGUUCAAGGAACAUGUGACCAGCCAUUAUCCCAGAGAGAUUUUGUCCACAGAGGAGCUGCUGUGGCUGCAGUCAAAGAUGGCCUCCGAGACUGUGGCCAAGGCUACUGAGAUGGAGGCCGAGGAGGCUCCCCCGGGGGAGGAUGUGCCUCUGAAGACGGAGGCCAAGCAGGAGGCCGGAGAAGGAAGCCAAAUGUUGGGAUCUCUGGACCAGGACAGGAUCCGGGAACUUGUGAUUUCUCUUCGCCAACAAAUCUACACCCAGAAUGAGAACGAAGUCAGCAAGCGCUGGAAUUUUGAGGAAGGGAUCAAGAGGCCUUACUUCCAUGUCAAGCCGCUAGAGCGAGCGCAGCUGCGGAACUGGCGGGACUACCUGGAUUUUGAGAUUGCCAGUGGCUCACACGAACGCACCAUCGUGCUUUUUGAGCGCUGCGUCAUUGCCUGCGCCCUCUAUGAAGAGUUCUGGAUCAAGUAUACAAGAUAUCUCGAGAGCCACAGUGUAGCUGGGUCCAGAAAUGUGUUUCAGCGUGCUUGCUGCUACCACCUCCCUCGAAAGCCCAACAUCCACCUCCUGUGGGCAGCAUUUGAGGAGAAACAAGGAGAGGUGGAGGAAGCACGGCGCAUCUUGAAGUCUUUUGAGGACUGUGUGCCUGGCUUGGCCAUGGUGCGCUUGCGGCGGGUGAGUCUGGAGCGCCGGCUGGGGAACAUGGACGUGGCUGAGACACUCCUGAUGGAAGCCAUCCGGGACAAUGAGGGGAUGCCGGUUUCUUCAUUUUAUUCUGUCAAACUAGCCCGAUUGGUUUUGAAAGUGCAGAAGAACCUAUCCAAAGCCCGGAAGAUACUCUUAGAUGCAUUGGAGAAGGAUCCGGACAAUGCCAAGCUCUACGCCAAUCUAUUAGAAAUGGAGUUCAGUGCGGAAGUCCGUCAGAACGAGGGCAACACCAUGAGUAGCUUUGACCGAGCCCUGAUGAGCGGCCUCCCACUAGAGACCAAAAUUAUCUUCUCUCAGCGGAGGGUGGAGUUUCUUGAGGACUUUGGGUCUAGCAUCAACAGCUUACUGACAUCAUAUGAUGAGCAUCAGAAACUCUUGAACCAACAAGUGAUGAGGAAGAGGCUCCUAGAGAAUGGUGCUGAUGAGGCAGAAGAGAAAAGGCUGAGACUUGAGGAUGCUGCUGCUGCUGCUGCUGCAGGAGGUGGCAGUCUCACAGUUGCAACAGGCAUCACCCCCUUGAUGGCUGCAGAUGUGAGCAACAGUGCAACAGGCGCUUAUAACUAUAACACCUGGUACCAGAACUAUAGUAGCUAUGGGUACCAGAACACAUGGAACUACAAUCAGUAUUACCAACAGACCUGAAACAUGAGUGGCAUGAGAUAGCCACAGCAUCUGUGUGACUGAGUGGCCGCUGCAGCUGCUUGACCUGCACAUAGAAGCAAAAUGAAGUUUGGCCAUGAGCUGUAGCCUUCCUCUCUCUGGCAGCUGUAGAGAAACUGAACUGCCCCCAUCUGAAAAAUGGCUCCCACCUUCUUGCUAUGCAUUGAGCUGCCCCACCAUCUAUUACCAGCCACAAUUUUGUGAAUUUCCAAGAUUCAAGGGAAUGUUUUAUCACCAGCUGAUCAGGUGUGGAGGAUUUGAAAUUACUCAUUCCAUAUGUAGGAGUUGUUGUUCAGCACACAAGGGAGGUUGCCACAAUUCUCCUUGGAAACCAUUUUGAGGAUGGAGUGACCAAGGACUAUGCCUGCCUGCCAUGGGAUUCUCUUAGCAGACUUCAUGGGGCAAUAUUAGUGUCUAUUAAAUUGAGUCCUCUGAACUGGUACCUUUUUUAAAAAAAACAAAAACAAAACUUUUUCUCCUGUACAUUUCAUGUGUUGUCAUUGUAAAUAAACAGGAAUUCAUUAU